UCGAGGUCCGUCUCUCCCACCUGCCUGCUGCUAUUACGGCGCAGCAGUACAGUAAUCGUGUCCUGACGGCACCUCAGGACAGAUGACAAUUUCACACUCCCCAAAACUAACCACUGCCUUGCCUUUCCACCUCGCUGGUUGAAGCUGUCGUUGCGUUUGGUCGCUUUCCGAGCAGCAAAGUUGCCCAGGAUGGACUCGAAGCGAGAGAAAGAUCAAGAUGCAGACUGCGAGAAGAUCACCGCCGUGCUGCUCAAGUCUCGUACAGGAGAGUUCGAUCUGGAGUCGAUACUGUUUCUCAAAUUGAGAGGUCUCGGUAUACAUGAUCUUGGAUGCAUCGGGGAGUGUAUAAAUCUGGAGAGACUGGACCUGUCUGGAAAUAACAUCUCAAAUUUAGCUCCUCUGGCAUCCCUUCGGCUUCUCUCUGUACUCAAUUUGUCUGCCAACAGGAUCUCCAAUUUGGAUCCCCUGCGCAGCUGUGACGCUUUACAGAACUUGAACGUAGCUGGUAAUGUUAUAUCCAGCACUGAGAACCUACACUGCCUUGUUCCUUUGAGAAAGCUUGAAAGUAUACGUCUUAAGGACAACACGUAUAAUUACACUAAUCCAGUGUGCAGGAACGUGUCGUAUAGAACCGUAGUUCUUGAGAUGUUCCCCAACAUCAAAGUGCUGGAUGGUGAAAGAGUUGUUGGACGCGGGAGUGACUUGUACCAGUUAUGCAAAGACAUUGAUGACACCAUCAAAGCUGGUCUAUACAAGAACGGACAGCUUAUUGAACAUCCCGAUUGCAAGCCAUGGGUGGAAGAUACCUACUGGGAGAUAAAGAGAUCAAACAAUGCCAUUGUUGAAGAAGCUUACAAACAAUUUAAUGAUGUUCUUCAUGAAUGCAGACUCCUCAACAACAGAGCCACUCAUGUAAUUUCACAAACUGAAAGAUCCAUGAGCCUGAAGAAGCAGCCAAAGCAGUUUGCCAUUUAAAUUGGGCUAUUUUUGGACACGUUUCGUGUGCAAUAUUUAGCAACUUUUUGUUGUUGUGCGAUAUACCAUGACUAAUGUACUGUAGGUUUUUCAAAUUACCACACUAUAUCCAAAUGCUUGAUAAUUAUCAUUGCCGGGAACACAUGCUCUGUGUUGCAGUGUGUAGCAUUUGUUCAAGUUGUACGCAUCCUAUGCAUUGGACGAAACAUGUACGUGGUUUGAAAACCUUUACCCAUACUGACAUCCCUCAGUUUGGCUCAAAGAUGUCUUUACUUGCACAGUGUGCAUUUUGUACCAUGUUGUAGCCUGCUUUUAUGCUGGAAGCUAUGCUGCUUAUGAAUUUCUAUAGGUUUUCGUAAUUAAAAGCUUUUUUCCAUUUUGCAUUGCUGGAUAAUUUGGGGAGUUAAUGUGUCCCAUGCUGUAUGCUUUCCUCGUAAGUUGAAUUUUUUGCAAAAAAAACCAAUGUGAUUGAAUGAUUGUUGCAGCCGUUUCUACUUGUUUUAUACCAUAAACUUUACUAUGUGUACAGCGGACCUGUGGAAAAUACAACGCUUUCAAAGGUG
Messenger RNA from Stegastes partitus (bicolor damselfish), 1538 nucleotides. RefSeq names its product leucine rich repeat containing 61 (gene lrrc61). The transcript has 9 exons. Gene Ontology annotation, biological process: outer dynein arm assembly. NCBI's taxonomy places the organism in Eukaryota, Metazoa, Chordata, Actinopteri, Pomacentridae. Gene Ontology annotation, molecular function: protein binding. The record is from RefSeq and is a predicted model, not a curated record. Gene Ontology annotation, cellular component: cytoplasm. The coding region runs from base 190 to 975 and encodes 261 amino acids.